Gadus chalcogrammus (walleye pollock) is the source of this 1472-nucleotide messenger RNA. RefSeq names its product fission, mitochondrial 1 (gene fis1). NCBI's taxonomy places the organism in Eukaryota, Metazoa, Chordata, Actinopteri, Gadiformes, Gadidae. Gene Ontology annotation, molecular function: protein binding. Bases 36 to 497 code for a protein of 153 amino acids. The record is from RefSeq and is a predicted model, not a curated record. The transcript has 5 exons. Gene Ontology annotation, cellular component: mitochondrial outer membrane; peroxisomal membrane. Gene Ontology annotation, biological process: peroxisome fission; mitochondrial fragmentation involved in apoptotic process; mitochondrial fission.
UCAAGUGGGCGUGGUGUGAAUCAGUUUCCGGAAACAUGGAGGCUGUCGUGAGUGAUGUUGUGGCUCCGGAAGACCUUAUAAAGUUCGAGAAGAAGUAUAAAGCAGAGGAGCAGAAGGGCUCCGUGUCCAAAGACACCAAGUUCGAGUACGCCUGGUGUCUGAUCAGGAGCAAAUACACCGCCGACAUCAAGAAGGGGGUGGUGCUCCUGGAUGAGCUGGUGCUGAAAGCGAGCAAGGACGACUCCCGCGACUUCCUGUUCUACCUGGCAGUGGCCAACUACCGGCUCAAGGACUAUGAGAGGGCCCUGAAGUACAUCCGCACGCUGCUGAGGAACGAGCCAGGGAACACGCAGGCUCUGGAGCUGCAGACGCUCAUCGAGAAGGCCCUGAAGAAGGAUGGACUGGUUGGCAUAGCGAUCUGCAGCGGGAUCGGUCUGGGCGUGGCCGGGUUGGCCGGGCUCAUCGGAUUGGCCGUCGCAAAAGGAGCCAAAUCGUAGAAGUUAAGCUCGGUCUUGGUUUUUGUUUUCCUUUUUCCAUAGAGAAGCACCCAGAAGGUUUCUCUCUGUAAUUACCAUAAUUAAACAUUCAUGGCUUCCAUCUGUUGGGGAAAAGCUGAAAGAGUUUCUUUGUUUAACUCAAUCUGCGCUGUGAUUGGUGUGUUCACUAAAUCGGGGGAGGAGUCCUAGUAUACUACGAUUUGAAUCACGUUGAUGUGAACUAUGGAGUGCGUUUGUAAUAACCGCAUGAAUCAUUUAAACAUGGCCGUCCCAUAUUCAUGACCCACUUUUGUAUGUUUCAAAAGCCUUCGAUAUGCAGCGCCCGCUCAUCAUCUGAUUAACAGUGUAAAUCAUUUCAGGGGGUGUUAAGGAAUCUGGUUUACUGAUCAGAAGAGAACAGCCUUUAAGAUGUAAACAGGAUGUUGGUUGAAGACCUUGCAGGUGCAAUUCAUUUGUUUUGGUGUGUUAGUUUUCUUUACUGUGCGGGGAACAUGGUAACUAUAUUAAGAGGGCAUUGAUGGGGAACAUGGUAACUAUAGAAACUAUGUUAAGAAGGCAUUGAUGGGGAACAUGGUAACUAUAGAAACUAUGUUAAGAGGGCAUUGAUGGGGAACAUGGUCACUAUAGAAACUAUGUUAAGAGGGUAACGACUUCGCUCAGGGAGGAAGGUCAACACGCUAAAGUUUGAUCUAAAUGCCAAAAGUAAUUAAUAGUUUUCUUGGAGGACCUUGUGUGUCAGGGCAGAUAUGUAUGUUGUGUAUAAGUUGUAUAUGUUGUCUGUCUGUCCGGUGGGCAAGGUCAAGUAUGAGACACACAAGUCCGACUUAUAUUUUAUGUUCUUUGUAAUUAAAUGUCUAACCAUAAGAUAUGUUGAUAGUUACCGAUUUGUUUAUCAUCUAUUUAAAUGGAGCACACCUGUUCAGUUAAUAAAAUCAUUCAUUAAAACAAAAAGGGUCUUGGGGAAUGAUUGAGGUG